CGUGCUUUUUACAAACUGAGACUGGUGUGGUUUGCCUUUGGAAACAGCUGAGCUUACCGAUACCGGCCCAGAAUACGAUCGGGACCGAGUCCGGGUCAGACAGAGGAUAGGUUUGGCGGAUUCCUGUAACUCUAUGAUCCAGGACAGGCCUGAAGCUGGCGGCAGGGAUAUUAGAAGCCGCCGCUAUCACCUUUGUGGAUCCUGGAACGCGUGACUCGUUUGCUGGAGAUGGAAUCUCUCAGGGAGUCUUCUUUCGGCGCUAACCAUAAGCCCUCUGUUUUGUGUAAAAAUGGUGGAGCCGCAGGGAAAGAGAAUUUCCCAGCCCCUUCAACAUGUCGCCCGCAGAACAAGCAAAAGCAGACUCUGCAAGACAUUAAGCUGAAUGACCAACAGAAGAGCAAACUUCCUGUGCUAUCAAAAGCCAAACCUCCCCCAGACUUUCAGAAGAUGCACCAGGUCUGGCAGAACCAGUUUCAGAAGGGUAAAGCAAUGAGUAAAAAAUCCUGCACUCGUCCCCAGCCUUUCAACCUGUCGCAAAAAGGGGAUAGGUUCUCUGUUACUCCCAUUACAGAUGUGGGACACCCUGUGUCUUCAUCCUUCACCAACAAUCUUCAAAGUCCUCCAUCCAGCCAUACGAGCCGGGAGCCCUUAUCAGAAGUCUGCCUUGGUCAGAAAAACCUGGGGAACAGAGCUGUACAGUCAAAAGAUGUUCCUGGUGAUGAGUUUAAGGCCGAUCCUGCAGCUCUGGCUAGCAUUCUUUCCAAUACUGGAGUGUCAAAUAUUGGUGGUGGUAUGGCUGGGAAGCUUAGCCUGGCUCAUAGGGUGCCCAUGAGAGCAUCCUCUGCUGUCCCAAACAACAAGAGUACAGUGAUGAGAGGUUCGUUGUAUACAGCAUCAUGCAGCCAACGAACCAACUUUGUUGUUGGUAGGAUGUCCUGCAUGGCAAGACCACCAGGGAAAGGUGAGGAACAAAAAAAUCACUUUGGGCUGAAACCACAAAGUAAGCCAAAGGAUACCACCAUACGUGAAUUUCCAGCAUCUAAAGAGGAUUGUAUGCUUCAACCUCAGGUCAACCCAGUUUUACAGCAGAUGAAUGCACCUUCACACCCAUCUGACCAUAACAAACAUUCCCAGACAUUUAUCAAGCCAGAGCUCCCAGCACAGAAGCCAUCUUCCAGUAAACUUCCAGAGAACGGGGCGACAUCUGAAUCCUCCUCCACAAAAAUUGAAUCGACAGAGAAAGAGGAUGCAGUGAAGGAGCUCAUGGAAAAAACAGAUUUAGAUUCUGGCUCUGGAGAGUUUGUUGCCGAUUCCCAGGCCCUGGCCAGUAUCCUUUCAAACACAGGGGUAACUGUUACGAAUGUUGGAAAACUUAGCUUGGCCCAGAGGGUCCCUGUUCAGGGUAAAAAUAUAUCAUUCAAGAAUACAAUGCCAGCCUCUAUAGCAGCACAAUCGGCGACUCCAAAGCCUCCCUUUGGCCGGAUGUCUGCUGUACCAAAUGCGUUAUCUCUCAAAGAUGUGACGUUCAGUCCGUGCCGUGUUCUGAUGUCUAAGCAGACGCCGAGCCCCUCGACAGGAAGUUCUGCAAGACGCAUUAAUAAUGUGAAAUCAUCUGUUGUGAAAUUCUCGCAAAACAUCUUCUCCUUUAACAUAAGGCAGCCAGUCUUCCCCAAAACACCAAAGGCGCUAGCCUUGGAAAUGGCAAAUAAGUGUUUUGAGGCUGAAUGUCCAGAUCCCCGGACAACAAAGUCCUCUGUGAAGUGGGCAGAUGACCUAUCCCCUACUUCUGAGGUUUUUUGUGAAAAACAGCCUGAUCUGGACCAUGUGGCAAUGCGGCUAUUUGUUGAUGGGGAAUGCACAAAUGAAGCAGACAAGAAGGAGGGGUCUGCCUCAACACCUGAGACAAUUACUUUGUCACGUUCCAAAACAUUACUGGACAAGGAAACCCAGGAUGGACCCGUGGAGUGUGAUGUAGCGUCUGCACACAAUCCACACACGUUGCCAUUAAACUUUCAGUCUGAACAUCUUGGCGUUCAACAGCCAAGCACCACUGUUGCUUCUUUGCCUACCUCUAGCAUUGCACUUGAGAUGAGGACCAGCCUGCCAUUCUCCUUUCUCUCCCAUCCAGCUGUUCAGGCUCUUCAGUCAAACAGUUUCGGCCCCCAGUCACUGCCCCAUAUCGCACGAUUACGGCUAAACGCUACAGUGUCUGCGAAGAAGAGAUUCUGGGAUACCUGUCUGGAUGACGAGUGUGCCUUUUACACUUCAAUGGGAGCACCUGGCUCUUACAGGACCUGUGUGGACCCUGUAGCAUCUUCUCUAGAGAAGCAAGAAAACAUGCACUUUAUUCCUAUUUCACCUGCUGAGACGUAAGUUUAUGGCAUACGACUCUUUGGAAACACAAACUGAAUGAACAUGAACCACGUGGGUCUACUAUAGAUCAUCUAGAAUCCUUGGAGCAAGCAGAGAAGUUAUGAGUAGCCUUGAAGCAUACUUUCUGUGCCAAGCACAGCAUUGAAUGCUCAACUUGGUGCCUAUGUAUAUCUGUAAUAUAUUCUUGGCUUAACUAAUUUUUUUUUUCUUCUUUAUGCUUGUAUUUUAUAUUAUUGUGACAAUAAUAAAACCCUAUUUAUAUUGCCAAGA
Messenger RNA from Spea bombifrons (plains spadefoot toad), 2643 nucleotides. RefSeq names its product trophinin associated protein (gene TROAP). The transcript is spliced from 17 exons. Lineage: Eukaryota; Metazoa; Chordata; Amphibia; Anura; Pelobatidae. Bases 229 to 2373 code for a protein of 714 amino acids. The record is from RefSeq and is a predicted model, not a curated record.